This is a messenger RNA of Scutellospora calospora, 569 nucleotides long. The record is from the annotation of a GenBank genome assembly. NCBI's taxonomy places the organism in Eukaryota, Fungi, Glomeromycota, Glomeromycetes, Diversisporales, Gigasporaceae.
GAUUAUAUUCACGAUAAUUUAACAUCAAAUAUGAUCGCUCAUUUACGAUCCCAUAAUAUCAUAGAUAAAAAAAAGUUAAAAACUGAAGUACAGCAAAAACGACAAACCACAUUAUUAGAGGUGAUUAAAUUUAAUACUCUGCACAAAGGUGAUAAGCGAAAAGAAAUAGUCAAAGGAGUUGUUGAAUGGAUUCUUCUUGAUAAUGAACCUUUAUCGGCACCAAGAAAAAAAGGAUUUUGUCGCAUGAUGGCAAUUAUUGAUCCAAAGUUUCAUCUACCUUCUAACAAAAAAUCGUAUCGUGAAUCGAGAGAAAGAAUAAAAGUAGCAAAUUUGUUGAUUGAAGAUAUUUAUAUUCCAUUUAGUGCUAAAUUUAGUGAUCAAAGAUACUUACUCAAGCCAAUCAACAAUCAAGACCCAGAUCAACCAAGAAUUAACCCUAACUCGGAUCAAGUCUUUCACACCUCAAUUGAAGCAUUCGAAGCGUUCCACAGUUGGAUAAUUGAAUAUUAUAGAACCAGUCUUACUUUUUCAAUGUUAAAAUUAGUCUAUGAACUAGAGAUUCAAGAUAA